CUGUCAAUAUCACCUUUUCAAAAGGAACACAGUACAUAGAGAAUUAAUGCGUUUGAUACAAGAUUUUGGUAUAGGAUGAAAGAAGCACACUAGAACGUUUAGAGGCCCACAAUCACUAUUUUAAUUAGCAAAAGACGACUUGAGGAUGGUAAGGUUUUGACACUUCAAGCACAGAACGGGAUCUUGACUUUAUGAAGUAAAUGCUCACAAUUAAAUAAGCUCAGUUGUUAUUAUAAAGUGGGACUUCCACGUAACGAACCACAAGGCAUGCCCGUAGAUACCUGAAUUACAGCUAUUUCAGAGUCAGACAAAUCAGAAGCAAAGAAUCUUGAAUCCUGCCUACUAAGCGCUAGACCAGAGUGUAACUCAAAUUCAUGAAGCACAGUACGUACAUAUUGCGCCGACGGCAAUGAACGAUCAACAUUGUAGAAGAUACCAAAUAAUAGCUCACUCUCUGUUGAGGUGGGUAUGAAUGAAACAUCAGCAGCCGCUGCCCAUAAGUGAUUUUCACUUUCAAAUGGGGGUGACUUAUAUUUCCAUUCAAACUAAUGAUUUAACAAUUCAGAAAUAAGAAAAUAAUUUUCAAUACUAGCCACUCAGAUCAUUUGAUUGAUCCAAUUAUAUGUAUCGAAUUGGUUUAGUCAACUAAAGGAAAUAAUAAUUUAAGAUUACGUAACCAAAUGACAUUACUGCAUUCCAGACUCCAGUUUUAUUAGAAAAAACAUUCCAUACUCCAUUAAUAACAAACACAAAGCAAGACUAACAAAACAAUUGUGUCAACUUAAAAACACACAAGACUAUUAGUUGAAACAUUUGUUCGACUUUCUGAAACAUUUUUUUCUUAAUAUUUUUUUUAAAAAACCUUUAUAAAAAGAUAUACACAUAUAGAGAUUAUAUUUAUGAACAAUUUCUCUUAGUAUUUAUAUUUUAUGGUUAUAAUUAAGAUUCUGUUAAGAUUUUUUUUUUCUUUUUGAAAUUUUAAACCGCAAUACGGAAGUUUCAUAUUUUAGAAAAAAUCAUAAUUUGGGAAGCGUAAAAAAUAAAUAAAAUUGGUGAAAGAAAAUAUGAGAGAGAAAUAUAAUUAAAUAAUUUAGAAAAUUGACAAAGAAAUAAUAGAAAAGAAACAAAUAAAGGUGGCAAGCAUGUAUAUAUAGUUAAGAGAUUGAUUGUUAAGUGCAUUAGCAAUUUAAGAGCUGUUGCUUCACCAUUAUCGGCUGGAUUAGCUUGAUUCUUAAUUUUCUCUUCUCUCUGAAUUAAUUUAUACCAAACCCUAAUUUUUAAAAAUUGUUUCAACAGAAGAACAACUUAUAAAACCAGUUGUCCCUUCCAUGGCUUCUUCUUCUUCUUGAGUUUGGGAAGAGAACGUGUCAAAGUGAAAAGAGGUUGAAAACAAAAUUUUAUUCUUCCCACAAAAUUCUUCUGAGGAAGUCUUUGGAGUCUUUAUAUUUAGACUGAUUCAUCUUCUUUUAUAUAUAAACAAUUAUAUAUAAGCCAAGAUGGAUCAGAUGUCACCUGAUAACAUCAAUGGACUCAUUUUAGCAGUCUCUUCAAGUAUUUUCAUUGGAUCUAGCUUCAUCAUCAAGAAGAAAGGUCUCAAGAAGGCCGGUGCAAGCGGUGUCCGAGCAGGUGAAGGAGGGCACGGUUACUUAUCUGAACCAUGGUGGUGGGCUGGAAUGAUAACAAUGAUUGUUGGGGAAGUAGCCAAUUUUGCAGCCUAUGCAUUUGCACCAGCUAUUCUAGUAACACCUUUGGGAGCUCUAAGUAUUAUAUUCAGCGCAGUGCUCGCGCAUUUUAUUUUGAAAGAGAAACUGCAUAUAUUUGGAGUGCUUGGUUGUGUUCUUUGUGUUGUUGGGUCUGUAACGAUAGUCUUACACGCCCCUCACGAGCAGGAAAUAGAAUCAGUCAAGCAAGUUUGGAAGCUUGCUAUUGAACCAAGUUUUCUUGUGUAUGCUGCUGUGAUUUUGUUUGCGGUGCUUGUACUGAUCUUCUACUGUGAACCGCGCUAUGGGAAGACUCAUUUGAUAGUAUAUGUUGGAAUCUGUUCUUUAAUGGGUUCUCUUACUGUUAUGAGUGUUAAAGCUGUGGCCAUUGCCAUAAAGCUGACAUUCUCAGGGAUGAAUCAGUUCAAAUACUUCCACGCUUGGAUUUUCAUUCUAGUAGUCGCUAUUUGUUGCCUUUUGCAAAUUAAUUACUUGAACAAGGCAUUGGAUACAUUCAACACAGCGGUCAUUUCUCCGGUUUACUACGUCAUGUUCACAACUUUCACCAUUAUUGCUAGUAUGAUCAUGUUCAAGGAUUGGGCUUCUCAGAGUGGAUUAAAGAUCGCGACAGAACUGUGCGGGUUUGUAACCAUUUUGUCAGGGACGUUUCUGCUUCAUAAGACAAAAGAUAUGGGAAACAGUGCAAGUGGUCGUGGAUCUGUCACUCUGCCUAGUAACACUCCUGUUUUCACCAACUCAGGAUCUGGUCGGAGCUCCAGCUCGGAAAAAAUACCCUCCUGAGAGAUUUUUUUGAUCAUCCAAAGGUUUGAUCUAACGGUCCAGAUUCUUCCCUGUACGUAAACACGAGCACCUGAAAAAGAAAUUAGCCUCAAAACACAAGGAUGUGAGUGUUGGUACGGUGAUGAUUUUGUUAGGAAUGUUUGACUGGUUGCUUUUCUUAUUAUUUUGUUUCACACAUGGUGAUAAUUAAUGUAAUUUUACGAUGAAAGAUAAUUAAGAACAAAAAUAUUCAUAAGGUCAAAGAUCACUUGGAGAAACCAAUGUCUUGACAUAAACUUUGGUGUCGCGACAACUGAAACAAAACCACCAAACCGAGAAUCGUCAAGAGUUUAGACCAAGAUUCUCCUUUCUCCAAACUCCUUCACCACCCCCAAAAAUCUGCAUUGUUCCUUCUCCAAGCGUCAAUGUAGAACAUCCUCUAUUGAACACAUCUCGUGACAUAUCAAUAUAUCAUAUUAUAUGGUGGUGGAUGUUAAUGAUGAUGAGUGAGUGGCUUCCCAUUGAUGUAGAUGCCCGAUCUUGAUUUGUCAGCAAUAAAAACUCAAGAUGGAAAACUCUUAGUUGCUACUUUUUCAUCUAUGAGUUGCUUUUUCUCCAUAGCUUUCGAGUAAAUCAUUGCCUCUGUAUUGGUUCCUUUAUUGCAACAAAUCAACUAUUUGAUACUGCAAAUGAAGUAGUACAAGAGGAAAAAAAGAUAAGGGAUCCGGCCUGUAAG
Molecule: messenger RNA, 3216 nt
Organism: Brassica napus (rape)
Lineage: Eukaryota; Viridiplantae; Streptophyta; Magnoliopsida; Brassicales; Brassicaceae
Product: probable magnesium transporter NIPA1
Exons: 9
Coding region: 1497-2501 (334 amino acids)
Biological process (GO): magnesium ion transport
Cellular component (GO): membrane
Molecular function (GO): magnesium ion transmembrane transporter activity
Source: RefSeq, a predicted model, not a curated record